This is a messenger RNA of Colletotrichum scovillei, 1156 nucleotides long. RefSeq lists its product as uncharacterized. The coding region runs from base 409 to 810 and encodes 133 amino acids. NCBI's taxonomy places the organism in Eukaryota, Fungi, Ascomycota, Sordariomycetes, Glomerellales, Glomerellaceae. The record is from RefSeq and is a predicted model, not a curated record. The transcript has 2 exons.
UCUAUAUCAAUGCCUCCCUUUGCCUGAUUAUCCACCUCGGCACCCAACACCUGACUGUCUCACGACUGGCCCGCCCAAGAACAUGACCGAGGGGAAUAUUUAUUAACAUAGAGAUCCCCCCCAAUUGCACCCCUUGGCGCAAAGGGUCUAGCAUACCCAGCAACGACCCUCUCUCUACCUGAUUGCUCAAUCACGUCUCGUCAUACCACUCUCAACAUCCCUUUCGCUACCUGCCGUCAGACUACCUUACAUUUCUGCCGUUACACGCGCGACUGCACCAACCGGCCAUUGCGAUUCAAGAACACCCCGCCGCAUUGCUCCCGUCAUUCUCCCAUCAUCGUCAUCUUUCUUCAAUCAAUCCCAAUCUAAAUAGCCAACGGCCCUCGCCGUUGCUCCCGCAAUUCCCUGAUGAAUACUCACGCGCAAACCGCCUCGUGGUACGACACCAUGAUGACCUACUCAUUACUACACUCCGACUAUCCUACCAUUGUGAGAUACAUUUCAGGCGCCUUUAUCGCACUGGGAUUCUGCUUCUUUGGCCCUAUCCUCCUCCUGAUCGGUGUAGACAUCGUCAUCUACAUCUAUAGGAUAUGUUGGAGCCGUCCGUGGAAUCAGAACCAAAACCAGACAUCCUUGCGUGAGCCGAGGCACUUGUUGCAACCGCAAAAGGCACAACCGCCACCACCACCACUGGGAGCCUCGGGUGGGACGACGGCCGUCCCUUCGACAGUGACAGUGACAGAUUCAGCGCGGAAACGCAUACAGCAUCCGAGCGAGUCCGGGACCGGGCACAGCUCAUUUUCUGGGUAGAGCGAAUGCGAGGUUAUGAUCAAGGGGCUGUGCUUUGAGCGCAAGGUUUUUGCGAGAGACUAGAGCAGUAGCUCAAUGGGCGUAUAGGCUAUGGUUGCGUAAUGAGCUGCGAAAAGCGUUUCUCUCCUGAUGCAGCGUUCUUUUUCAAUGUGUUUACUUUAUCGGGCUACCAAUCGUAUCUGGGCGGUUCUCAUGAUUGAAGGGGAGACUCGCUUCUCUUUUUGUUUGUUGAGGUUCCCUUAUGAAUGAGAUGUCAUAAAUGUGUACUAUGAAGCGACAGGGGCAGCAGACACGAGAACAAAGAAGGAAAGCGAAUGUACUCUUGACUGAAGUUUCGAGGUGCCAC